Messenger RNA from Moneuplotes crassus, 1744 nucleotides. The record is from the annotation of a GenBank genome assembly. Lineage: Eukaryota; Ciliophora; Spirotrichea; Euplotida; Euplotidae.
CUAAAAUGGAAACGAUGGAUGUGCCGGAUAAGCUUCAUAUCCAAGAAAAUGAGGAUUAUGAAUCACUUCUCUCUACAAAUGAUGAACCUGUUAUGUACUCAGAUAAAUGAUUUAAGAUCAAUGCACAUGGGCAGUCUUCAGAGAGAGAUUUAGUGUUGACAACCAAGCAUAUUUACAAUCUAUCUGGAACAAAGAUUAGAAGGAAGAUAGUAAUCACGGAUAUUCUAGCAAUAAUAAAGACAUCCUUUGAUAACCAAUUUAUUUUACAUAUGCCUAAGGAUUAUGACUACCGAUUUGACACGAGCUCGAGGGAUGAAUUCAUCAAACUUCUGCAAUUAAGGUUCGCAAAUCUAAAUCCAGUUGAUACUCUAAAAAUAUAUUUAGUCGAUGACGAAAUUGAAAAAUAUGUCACUCCGAUUAAGGAUAAAUAGGUAUGGCAUCAGCAACCUCCCUCCUCCAAAUAAAAGAUCGAAAGUUGAAGAAUUAGAAGGAUCUGCAGACCUAAACGAAGAGGGAGAUUGAUUAGAGAGUUUGUGUCUUGAAGAAACCACAGAAGACUCGGCUGAUUACAGAGUCACUGAUGAUUUUAGUAACACCAACUCAAGAGAAAAUGGUCGUGAUGUUGGGAUGUUAGAAGCGGAGGAAGCCAAAGAAGCUGCUUGUUUUGAGCAAGAUGAACUUACAUGUCGUCAAUCUGUCCUGAUUUUCACUAAUAAGAAAAGUACCCAAAAAGUAUUAUCUCUCGAAAGUUUUAAAAUCCUGACUGUAUUAGGCAAAGGAACUUUUGGCAAGGUUUACUUAACUGAAUUACUUGAAAACAAAAAGCUGUAUGCAAUCAAAGCUAUCAGAAAAGAUGUACUCUUAGAGACUGAACAAAUUGAGAAUACAAAGCUCGAAAGAGACAUCCUUCUCGAAUGAGAUCACCCAUUUUUAUGAGGCAUGGACUAUGUUUUCCAAAAUGAUCUCAGAGUCUACUUUGUGAUGCCCUUCGUGAGAGGGGGAGAGCUUUACAAGCACUUCCUCAAGAAUAAAAGAUUCCCUGAAGAGCAAGUGAAAUUUUAUGCUGCCCAAAUAGCAUGCGCAAUUGGAUAUUUACACUCAAAGGACAUCUGACAUAGAGAUAUGAAAUUGGAAAAUAUUUUAAUGGACGAAGAAGGAUAUAUCAAACUUAUAGAUUUCGGUCUUGCCAAGAUCUUAAAGGACUCAGAAAUGUCCCAAAGCUUUUGUGGAACCCCAGAAUACCUCGCUCCUGAAAUGGUUAGUCAAAAGGGACAUGAUAAGUCAGUAGAUUGGUGGGCUCUUGGGGUCUUGAUUUACGAAAUGCUGAUCGGUGUCACACCAUUCUAUAACCGGAGCAGGAAUCUAAUGCUGACAAGAAUCCAACAAUCGAAAAUAAUUUUCCCUAAUAAGAAAAAGUAUAAAAUUGAAUACUCUGAUGAAGCGCAGGAUAUAAUCUGUAAACUCCUUGCAAAGAAAAAAUCUAAAAGAUUAGGCUCAAUCGAUGACAUGGAAGAGGUGCUCUCUCAUCCAUGGUUCUCAGACAUCAAUAUCGAUGAUCUUCUUGAGAGAAGAAUCGAGCCUCUAUUCAAGCCUGAAUUUGAUGAUGCUACAGAUACAAAAUAUUUUAACACUAAGAUAGAUUUCACUAGUACUGUCAUCCCAGAAGAAAAGCAGAAGGAGGUUGAAGACAAUAUCGAUCGAUUCGCAGGAUUUGAGAAAAAUUUAAGUAAAUUUUAAUGUUUCU